Messenger RNA from Anopheles stephensi (Asian malaria mosquito), 2496 nucleotides. It is a transcript of the gene Pvf1, whose product is annotated as balbiani ring protein 3. The transcript is spliced from 7 exons. Bases 280 to 1326 code for a protein of 348 amino acids. Gene Ontology annotation, molecular function: growth factor receptor binding; growth factor activity. Lineage: Eukaryota; Metazoa; Arthropoda; Insecta; Diptera; Culicidae. The record is from RefSeq and is a predicted model, not a curated record. Gene Ontology annotation, biological process: positive regulation of protein autophosphorylation; positive regulation of cell population proliferation. Gene Ontology annotation, cellular component: membrane.
GUUCGUGCCGUGCGCAUUGACGGUGUGAGACGGCUCGCAUCGCAGUUGCAGCGCGUUAGUCCGAUCGGUCGGUUCGUUAUCUCCGGUGCUCUGGUUGCGUCCGUUCUUUUCGGGAAAAAGGGGCAACUGUUAGUGUGUGCUCAGCGGUGAAAAAAGCACUAGAAAAUUGAUUCGUAGCCGGUCGGUGUAAGUGUGUGAAACGGUAAAGUUGUGAGUCACAACAAAAAAAGGACAGAAGUGUUAAACGAAAAGAAAAAAAAAAACAAUACGAUCAGUAAAAUGGUCGCAUCAGGAUCGUUCGGCAAGCGUUCGAUGCUUCCGGUAGCGUUGAUAGUGUGCGUGCUGGCGAUCGUACUGCCGGACGGUGCUGGACCGGUGUGGAUGGUCCAAGCCCAACAAUCGGCCGAUCGUACCGGCGCCAUCAUCUUCCCGGACGAGCUGAGCACCCGGUACGAGCAGGAGCGGGAAACGCUCGCGAAGGAGAAGCGCGAAUCUUCCCGGCGCCGCAACGACGAGGCAAGUGACGGCAGGCGGGAUGAGGAUGACGUUCGCCAUGAAUAUGACAAUGGUUCGGAAGAAUUUUACGGGUUACCGGUCAGCUACGCACUACAGCUCUCCGAGCUUAACUCUACCGCUGAUAUACUGAACCUACUGGAUCCGGACUCUGUAGACCAACGUGUGUUCAUGGACGGUGGAGAAUACAGUGGACGUGACAUUGGAGAAAAUCCUAUUCCGGCAUCGUGUGAACCCGAAUCGCAGCUGGUUAGUCUGCGGCCGGAAAAUCUCACCAAUCCACGCUACUACUUCUAUCCAUCCUGUACGCGGGUGAAGCGUUGCAGUGGCUGUUGCAACACGAACCAGCUUGUUUGCGAACCUGUCGCUAACCGUACCAUUCUGUACAAGGUCACCAUCCUGGAGUAUCGCAGCGGUAAGAAGGAUCGUUUCUCGCAUCGCGAGCUGGUACCGGUGGAGGAGCACGUCCGGUGCAAGUGUCAGUGUCGCGUGAAGGAGUGGCACUGUACCGAACGGCAGGUGUACAAUCCGAACAACUGCCGCUGCGAUUGUACCAACCGCGAGGACCGGAACCGGUGUGUGGAGGAACCGCUAAAGCAGUGGAACCCGAACACCUGCACCUGCGACUGUCUGCCGCGGAACGAGGAGUGUACCAGUGGCUCGCACUACGAUCGUAGUGCCUGCAAGUGUCUACCGAACGAAUACUACGCGUAUGAUGGGGUGGCAGCGUACUGGGACCACCACCAACAGCAGCAGCAGCAGCAGCAACAGCAACGGCCCAUCUCCCUCGCUCGCUCUGCCGUUUCCGGGUAAGGGGAAAGUGGGAGUUGGAAAGGGUACCGGUGCUGCUCCCCAGACCAGCAGGUGCAUUAAACCCACGUUUGCAUUACCAAAACCGAGAGGAACUGUGUCGCUCACUCUCUCUAUAUAGCUGACAGUUGCAGAAGACGAGCCAUAUGCAUCUAUACGGAUAGGUUGUAGUGCUUAGGACCACUAGUAAAACAAUUGUACUUUAAGUAGACAGCGCGUAAGGGAUGGCGCGGACACAGCUGGACGGAUUAAUUUAUAACCCAUUUCCCAUUUCCCUGAAGCAGCCGUAAUAGAUUUGCAGCGUGAUACCGUGAAACCGUGAUUGGGGCGAGUGAAGUGUAUGAGUUGAAGCAAAAACCAUGGCCAGGACGCACCCGGAACGUCACGCUGGAGGAACGUCGACGUCUGAUCGUGAAACCGAUGCCAUCGAUCUCCUAUCCGUAAACUGUUGGUGCACCCUUGUCCCGGGGGGCGUGCGAGGGGAGUAAGAAGCAGAAGAUGAAGACGGCGACAACGAUAAAGGGCUACGCAAUGAAACCAUAACGAAUGGCGAACGCAAGAUGGCGGAACGAAUAUCGAAGCAUAUACCGUGCAAAUGAAACGAAAAUGGCCACCCGGGCAGUCUUUUCUAACGACAUCGAUACACGCAACGAUCCAACUGUCCAACACCUCCACCGGAUGUUACGAAUCGUAACCCCCAUCACAUGCAUUUCUUUUACGCCCCAUUUUUCGCCACGAUGGACAAUGCCUUCCAAAGCCACCGGUGGCUAGAUGUAUUAACAAAAUGGCUGGGAACUGUCGGUUUGCAAGUCGGAAAUAUGUGUCCGCCCGUUCUUGGUGACCGCGUUCGGUAAAACAGUUAAUAGUGGAAAUGCGUACGAGUCCUUACAAAUAUGGCGCCCGAUUCGACAAAAGUAGUAUUUUAAGGUUAAGAAUAAGAUAGCGAGAAGGAGAUAUCUUUAUAUAUAUAUACAUAUGUAGUGAGUAAGAGAGAGAGGGAGAAAGAGGGAGCAAAAACAGGAAAACAGACACACACACAGAAUAUUAGUGCUGAGGACGGAUGCAAUGCAAACUAUCCACCGAUUCAAGUUUGUGAUUGCGACAAAAAUACAGUUGAUUAACGAACUGACGAUCAUGUGAAAAAAAAUAAAAAAAAAAUUAAAAAAACAUGUG